UAUAUAUAUAAUCAAAAGUAUUGGGCCAGCCCACCAAAUCAUUGGAUUCAGGUGUUCCAAUCCCCUCCAUGGACACAGGUGUAUACAGUCAAGCCCCUAGGCAUGCAGACGGCUUCUACAAACAUUGGUGAAAGAAUGGGUCGCUCUCAGGAGCUCAGUGACUCCAAGCGUGGUCCCGUGAUAGGUGGCCACCUGGGCAAUAAGUCCAUCAGUGACAUUUCCUGGCUACUAAAUAUUCCACGCUCAACUGUUAGUGGGAUUAUAACAAAGUGGAAGCCACUGGGAACAACAGCCACCAAGUGGUAGGCCACGUCACAUGACAGGGCGGGGUCAUCGCAUGCUGAAGCACACAGUGCGCAGAAGUCGCCAACUGCCUGCA
This is a messenger RNA of Staurois parvus, 379 nucleotides long. Lineage: Eukaryota; Metazoa; Chordata; Amphibia; Anura; Ranidae. The record is from the annotation of a GenBank genome assembly.